AUGGCACCAUCAGCGACAACCACAGCCACAACAGCAACCCAAAAUGGGACAACCACUCUUAAGGCCGAGAAGGACCCGCUAAUGGAGUUCAAAUACGGUGGCUACAAGCAAGUCGGCCCCAACUCGAAGGACAUCUACCAGAUCCGGAUCCCUGAGUUUCGCAGCCUGGAAGACGAGAGAGCCUUCCGUAAACUACACCAAGCUGCUGCCCUCCGCUGGCUCGGUGCUCAGGGCUACAACAACGAAGGCGCGGGCGGCCACGUCACGGUGCGAGACCCCAUUUUGACUGACCACUUCUGGAUCAACCCGCACGGCAAAUCCUUCAGCCACAUGCGUCCUGAAGACCUCGUCCUCGUCAGUAAAGACGGUGAGGUCAAGGAGGGCGGCAACAUGCACUCAAUCAAUCCCGCCGGGUUCGUCAUCCACUCAGCCGUGCAUGAGGCCCGUCCCGAUGUCGUAGCUGCCGUUCACUGCCACUCGGUCGCGAGUAAGGCCUUUUCGUCGCUGGGCUGUGAGUUGGAAAUGAUCAACCAAGACGCCUGCCGAUUCUACCAGGAUCACGGCGUCUACGCGGGCUUCGGCGGUAUCGCCUGGGACCCAGACGAGGGCGAGCACAUUGCCGCUGCGUUGGGAGAUACCAAAGGCGUCAUUCUACAGAACCACGGCCACUUGACGGUCGCAAAGACUGUUGACGGUGCGGCGUUCUUGUUUGGCGCCAUGGACCGAUGUAUCCAGGCGCAGCUCCUCGCUGAUGCCGCCGCUGCCGGCAGGAAGACCUCGACGAUUAAGAUCGGACAUGAGGAGGCAUUGUUCUCUCGGAAUCUGUACAACGAUGAGAUGGUGUACAUCAUGUUCCAGUCGGCGUUUGAGGACGUUGUCCGUGCUUCAAAUGGUGAAUUGCCAAUGUAUGUGCAGGGAGAGAUCCGACGAGUAUAG
Messenger RNA from Exophiala xenobiotica, 936 nucleotides. RefSeq lists its product as uncharacterized. Lineage: Eukaryota; Fungi; Ascomycota; Eurotiomycetes; Chaetothyriales; Herpotrichiellaceae. Gene Ontology annotation, molecular function: actin filament binding. The transcript has a single exon. Bases 1 to 936 code for a protein of 311 amino acids. Gene Ontology annotation, cellular component: cytoskeleton. The record is from RefSeq and is a predicted model, not a curated record.